GACAACUUGGAAAACUUUACCUAUCAAGCAGUUAGGCAUUUUGCUGAGCUAUUAACACGGGAUAGUACACGAUGAUCGCUGUAUAUGAUUGAAGUAAGUCCAAGCCAUCCAGAGAUGAUAGAGCCACGGAAGCGACAAGCUGUUCUUGUUCUGUGUGUCCCUGCACUGACCAUCCUCUACAUAGUGAUGUGAUCCUAGUGGAGCAGAAACUAUGCCGAGAGUAAGUCAAUCCUCAGAGGAUGGCAGCAGAGGUUGCCAUGACGAUGUAAACACAGAGGAUGCAGUGGACACGCAGGGAGUGCCAGAAAGAGAAGUUAUGUUCAUGCCCCUGUUUCUGUGUGGGCACACAUACCCUAGUCUUCGCGCAGCUACGCAUGUCACCUUCUGUAGUGUGCACCAGCCACAGCCAAUGUACGUACCGCAAAAGUCGCUAAAAGUCUCCAUGUACUCAAACUGGAGAGUUGUGACUGAUGCAGCCAGCAUGAAGGAUCCGCCAUGGCGCAUGAUGGCUCUGUACAGCUCCCAUCACAAUCGAAAGCGCAACGUCAGCAUCCUUUACACUGUCGCCCACACGACGCUCGACCACAGAGGUGUUCUGACACACUCCAGCUACUGGGAAUGCCGGAAGAAGAGUGAGGAUCAUGAACAAUUGGAUGCUAUGACGGCACACGAAGCCGACCAGGAGAAGCCAACUGUCAUCGAUAGUGUCAGUAGCAAGCCGCCGAAGCUGCAGCUCCCACUAUCAUUUGAGCAGGAGGAUAAUCCUGAGAACAGCUCUGCUGUUAAGGCAACAAAGUCCUACGCAAGCCUCAGUGAACACUCGGCGAUGUUAAGGUUAGCGCCGAUGGCAGGAAGGUUGAUGCAGUUACCUGUCGAACAGUCAAAAGGGUUGAUGUACCGCCCUGCAGAAUCGUUAAAGGUUUUGCUGCCUUCACCAGUGGAGCCGUCGAAGGUAUUCCUUCAGUCAUCAGGGGAUGCAUCGAAAAUUUUAGUUCUUUCUCCCACGCCACCAGUGUCAUUAUUUCUUCAUUCCCGGGUGGAACCUUCACUCAGUGAACCACAACAGAGUGAAUCACUUCAGUCCUCAUCAACGUCCGCCAUCCUGUAUCCAGCCGUAGAUACGUCAGCCAAUUCUCAAAGGGUACCCGUGCAAGCAUUUCAGCGCAGUCUCUCGCACCUAGAUAAGGCUGAACCACAUUCAGCUUGCGAGAAUGCACAAACCGUGUUGUCAACAACAGUGGAAGCUCUCCGACUGCCCGUGACAAAGUCUAACGAGGUUGCUAAGGGGCGCUCGAUGAGUCUAGAACCGCCACGACUGACGCUCUCCAUCCAACAGCUUCCAGAAAUGUACAAACAGUCGGCGCAGUCACCAAAGUUGCCGCUACAGUCGCCGACCGACGUCACGAAGCUUCCCAUGCAAUCACCAACAGAGUCCGGCUCAUCCUCUUCCGUCGUGCUUCAAUCUCCGACCGACGGGGGAAGCAGCUGCUGUGGGAAGCAGCGAGGGCGGGUGCAGAUAUUUAGUGGCGGGUAUAAGUCGGACGAGGACUACACGUACGUGCGCGGACGAGGCAGAGGGCGCUACGUUUGCGAGGAGUGCGGCAUUCGCUGCCGCAAGCCGAGCAUGCUCCGAAAACACAUACGAACGCACACAGACAUACGGCCGUACAGCUGCAAACACUGUGAUUUCAAGUUCAAGACGAAGGGCAACCUCACCAAGCACAUGAAGUCGAAGGCGCAUCACAAGAAGUGCAUCGAACUGAACGUCAUCCCCGUGCCGAUUACCGUAGACGAUUCACAGAUAGAUGAGGACGCGCUGGCGAAGCAGGAGGAGGAGGCUGAGCACAUGUCAGGCUACAGUGACAAUGACAAUGACGAUGCUGACGACGCGAGUGAUGAUUUUGAGGAUGAGGUACUAGUGAGCGGCAGCAGCGGUGCGAUACCUCUGCACAAAGCACAACAUCCGUCUUCAGCAUCCGCCGGCUCCUUGCAGUUUGCUAAUGUGAUGGAACCGCAUAGAGAUUACCAACUGCAAAAGCUUCCUGGCACUGCAGCCACGUCUCCUCCCACUAGCAGUGCCCAGCCGCUAUCAUCAUCUUCCACUGAGUUGGAGCAGCAGGGAAGUGCGGCCAUCCCAAAGCAGUUCAGUCACGAAGGCAUGGAGAAAAUAUACUGUGAUAAAUUCCAAGACAUGAACGCAGGUCUGUUGACCGUGUCGACGGGAUUGCCGUCUAAGCCCAGCUACACGAGCCCACGCUCGCGUGCUCAUUACGAACAUCAGGCGAUGGUAGAGCAGAACGCAGUGCCGUCGGGCAACACUCUACACGGACACGUAGCGGGUAGCGCGAAAUCAAAGUACGGCGGAGUCGCCGGCGGUAGCGACGACAAGCACGAGCAAUUACCGGGUAAGGUGCCUCGCGUGUUGCGACGCGACGUCCGGGGGGAGCACGCGGAGAGACACGGCAAGCGGCAGCGGUCGGUGUCGGAGAACACGGCUGCUGAGCUGUCGCAGCUGCAGCAGCACAAGUUCUACAACAACAACUACAAGAGUCCCGGCGGGGAACUGCACCUCGCCGUGCCGACGACGACGACACUGGCGGCGUUUCACGGCAGCGACGCUCGCGGACAGCUGUCUCGCUCUUACCUGUCCGUGUCCGAGAUCGUGUUCAGUAAGCUGCACCAGCACAUGUCGCUGGUGAACGCAGGCGUGGCGAGGGCCGACGACAAUGGUUGCGGGGUCGCGGAUAAGUCGCCGUGCGACGGGAGCCCGACCGGCGACGGACAGCCGCGUAGCGUGAGCAAGACUCACCGUCUCGACUCUGUGAUAGGCGUCAUCAAGUCACGGCAGUUGAACCAGAUGCAUGCGUCGCCGGGCUCGUCGCAAGACGGCGAGGCGAUGACUAACUACCAGAGAUCGGGUGAGGGGCUUCCCCGGCCGAUGCUGUCCCCUGCCGGCUCGUCGCAGCAGGAGUUCGGCCACGAAUUGAGAUCUGCACCUCCAGGCCUUACCGCUGCCAGCUUGAUCGCUCUGAACUCAUUCCUUCCACCCCGCAAGCGCAGCAUUUCGGUCAACCUACCAUGCGGGUCCACCGAGCAAGAUGGCCCGGGCAACUACGGCCUCAAGGGCAUUCUCGAGUCAAAACGACGGAGCCCUCACCGGCCGAACAGCGUCGACUUGCAGCCGUGUGAGCUCUCCAUCUCCGCCGAGGGCAACGGUGACUCUAGUCCGCGUGAGGAGCAGCGACUGUGGAGCGUGGGGAGCGGGGGCGGGGGUGCUGCGCGCAGGUGGAAACACUACCAGCAGGCGAAGGGCGGGAGAAGCAGCGACAACCCCACGAGCCUCUCCCCACAGCAGCAGCAGCAGACCCCUCACGCAAUCUCUCCGAAGCCGCUGCCUGGCGACCGGCGUCGCGACGACGCGGGGUGUUCGGAUGCGGUGGCGGGCGACGGCGGUGAUGUGGCGAACACAGGUCAGCAGCACGCCGCUGAUGAGUUACAGCGCGCCGACAAAUACAAGUCGCUGCUGGAGAACGAGAUCAUGCCGAUCCCGGGCAAGGUGCACGAGGAGGAGAACGAGGGACGCUGCGUCUGCGACAUCUGCCACAAGGUGUUCUCUAAGCCGAGCUCACUGCGACUGCACGUCAACAUCCACUACUUUGAGCGGCCAUUCCGCUGCGACAGCUGCGCUGUCUCGUUCCGAACACGCGGUCACCUGCAGAAGCACCAGCGCUCCGAGAGCCACCUCAGCAAGCUGUCGCGCAACGUUGUGUACGGCGCGCCGACCGCCGACAACCCGCGCCCGUUCAAGUGCGCCGACUGUGGCGUCGCGUUCCGCAUCCAUGGCCACCUCGCGAAGCACCUUCGCUCCAAGCUGCACGUGAGCACGCUGGAG
Priapulus caudatus is the source of this 3892-nucleotide messenger RNA. RefSeq names its product zinc finger E-box-binding homeobox 1-like. The annotation marks the transcript as partial. NCBI's taxonomy places the organism in Eukaryota, Metazoa, Priapulida, Priapulimorpha, Priapulimorphida, Priapulidae. The record is from RefSeq and is a predicted model, not a curated record. Gene Ontology annotation, molecular function: DNA-binding transcription factor activity, RNA polymerase II-specific; RNA polymerase II cis-regulatory region sequence-specific DNA binding. Gene Ontology annotation, cellular component: nucleus. The transcript has 3 exons. Gene Ontology annotation, biological process: regulation of transcription by RNA polymerase II.